AUGCUGCUCACACUCGCCCUCGCCGCCCUAUGCGGCAGCAGCAGCGCGCUCGCAGCCGACUGCACGCGCGAGACGCUGCAAGCGGGCGCCGACAGCCUAGUCGCCGCCCAAGUAGUAGGCAACCCAUCGCUGCUAAAAGCAGCCGACGGGCUCACCUACACGGAGAACUUCAAGGCGGGGACGCUCAAAACAGGGAUCCUCGCGACAGCGCUCAAGAUCGACCACAGCCGCAGCAGCCUCGACACGACGCAGUGCGCGACGUACACGGAGCUCAUCUCGGCAUCCGGCACGAAGCCGUACGUGCUGGGGUUCCAGAUGCAUUUUUCUGCGUCUGGCGGCAUCGCCAAGGUGGACGCGCUGACGACGGCCAAGGGCGACUGGCUGUUCAACGCGACAGGCACGCUGAAUUGGGCGAAGAAGGAGGACUGGGGGGAGAUUGCGGCGGGCAAGCGCGACUCGCGCGCCGUGAUCCAGGCAGCCGCGGACGCCUACUGCGACAUCUUCGCCAACAAGAGCGUGGUGGUGCCGUGGGGCAAGCCGUGCGCGCGGCUCGAGGGUGGGUCGUACACGGGCAACGGCGGGCCCAACGAUAGUUGUAAUGUUGGGAUCCCGAGCGGCGUGGCGCUGGUCGACCGGCGCUAUGUCAUUGACGAGACGGUCGGCGCGGUCGACGUAUUCCUGAGCUUCUCGGGCAUCCCCGACAGCCACGAGUUCCGCGUUGAGGGAGGGAAGCUGCGGUUCGUGCAUACCUUGACUGUGAUGACGGCGCGGUCGGGCAAGAGCAAGGUGUGA
Molecule: messenger RNA, 792 nt
Organism: Lasiosphaeria miniovina
Lineage: Eukaryota; Fungi; Ascomycota; Sordariomycetes; Sordariales; Lasiosphaeriaceae
Exons: 1
Coding region: 1-792 (263 amino acids)
Source: RefSeq, a predicted model, not a curated record